UACCUCAGAGGAGACCGUGUGUAGGUUAUUGAACGCGUUACGAGUGAACAGCUCCCUUGUCGGUCGGUUGUUUUUUGAGAGAACAUCGCAAGCAGUGAAGAAUGUUUUCUGCCCGUGUCGCGCGCGCUCACACACGCGCGCACGCAUACAUGUACAGAGCGGCCAGCGCGCGAAAGAAGUGAACCGCAUCCGUCGAAGCUGCAGCAUCGGAGUCACACGGAUAUCCUCACUCGGAUUGCUUUUACAUACCAGGACUCGCCCUCCACCGCCUCACCUAUGCGGUUUUCACAUACGGAUGCAACUCCUCACCUGCUCGGAUUAUAUGCGGCUGUUACAAUUACAUUCGCAAUAGCGGUUGUCUCAAAUCAGAGAGCGCGCACCUCUGCGUAACGCACAGCCGGUGGAUUGUGAUGUGCGCAUUUGGUGGUGUGUAGUGGAGGUUAAAGUAAGGAUUUGAUCGGACAGGAUUUGGUAAGAACCCGUAAAAAGGGUAGGAGCUUAGUUUAUAACCCCUGCGACUGGACACCUGGUUUUACGCAUCAUUUCUACUCUCGAGAUCUAGUGCGCGAGAGGCUGUAGUAUUGCAUGUCAUGUUUUUUCUCUUUGACUGAUCGCGGCAUCCAAGAGAACCCUAGAGAUUGCGAUGCCAGGACAGUAAGAAGGUGGGUCUCAGUUGUUCGGUAGCAUGGCUCCGUCCAGGAGGGACUGCAGAUGUGACAUGAUCUUUUUGUCGGGCUGCCUACUCCUGUCCGUAUUGGGAUUUCAACCUGCAUUGGCGAAGGUCUGCAACGAUUACACAAGGCACAGCCUGGACAACAACUGGUACACGAAAGAUGGUGAGAAGUUGCCCAUCAUGGUCCUGAUGCCGAUGAAUGAAUCAGCGCUGAUGAGCAGCAUCAGUCAAGGCAUCGAGCCGGCCGUUCAGUUGGCCAUCCAGCACAUCCGCGAGUCCAGGCAGUACUCCUUCUCGCUCAUCACCAAAAUCUACGACACGGAGUGUGACAACGCAAAGGGAUUGCGGGCCUUCUUUGAUGCGAUCUGCUAUGGUCCAAAACAUUUGAUGAUCUUUGGAGGAGUGUGUCCGUCAGUGACUUCAAUCAUUGCUGAAUCGUUGGAGGGGUGGAACCUCGUGCAGCUUUCUUUUGCAGCUACAACUCCUGUCCUGGCAGACAGGAAAAAAUAUCCAAAUUUCUUCAGGACCGUCCCAUCAGACAAUGCUGUGAACCCUGCUGUGGUGAAGUUUCUCAACUAUUACAACUGGAGCAGAGUGGGAACCCUGACCCAGGAUGUCCAGCGCUUUUCUGAGGUGCGGAAUGAUUUGACCAAUGAGCUGGAGAAGGCAGACAUCCAGAUUGCAGACACUGAGAGUUUCUCUAAUGAUCCAUGUGUGAAUGUGAAAAAGCUGAAGGAUAAUGAUGUUCGGAUCAUCAUCGGUCAGUUUGAUGAGAAUCUGGCCUCUAAAGUCUUCUGCUGUGCCUACAACCUGAACAUGUAUGGCAGUAAGUACCAGUGGAUCAUCCCAGGAUGGUACCAGGGGAACUGGUGGGAACAGGCGAACUCCACAAACUGCACCACUAAGAAGCUGCUGACAGCCAUGGAGGGCUAUAUCAGUGUGGACUUUGAGCCUCUCAGUGCCAAAAAGAUUAAAGGAAUAUCAGGAAGAACGCCACAGGAGUACGAGAGGGAGUACAACCGCGAGCGAGAGCAGAAAGGAGUGGAGGCCAGCAAGUUCCACGGCUUUGCCUACGAUGGCAUCUGGGUGAUUGCGAAGACCCUCACACGCGUAAUGGAGCUGCUAAGACACAAGGACAGGCACGACAUGUACCACAACUUUACGGUGGAUGACCGCGAGGUGGGCAAAAUGGUCUUGGACGUGAUGAACGAAACCAACUUCUUUGGGGUGACGGGUCAGGUGAUGUUCAGGAACGGGGAACGUAUGGGAACCAUAAAAUUCACCCAGUUUCAAGAGGGUCAAGAGGUGAAGGUGGGCGAGUACAAUGCCAUUGCAGAUGUACUGGACCUCAUCAACAACACCAUCAGGUUCCAAGGUGUUGAGCCGCCCAAGGAUCGGACGUUUGUGCGUCUGCAGCGCCGGCAAAUAAAUGUCCCCCUCUACAGCAUCCUGUCUACCAUCACUAUCCUGGGCAUGCUCAUGGCAGGAGCCUUUCUCUUCUUUAACAUCAAAAACCGCAACCACAGGCUGAUCAAAAUGUCGAGUCCCUAUAUGAACAACCUGAUCAUUCUGGGGGGCUUGCUGUCGUAUGCCUCCAUUUUCCUCUUUGGUCUGGAUGGAUCUUUUGUGUCAGACAAGGAAUUUGAGACCCUCUGUACUGUCCGUACAUGGAUCCUGAUUGUGGGUUACACAACAGCGUUUGGCGCCAUGUUUGCAAAGACCUGGAGAGUGCACGCUAUCUUCAAGAAUGUAAAGAUGAAGAAAAAGAUUAUCAAGGACCAGAAGCUCUUUAUCAUCGUGGGUGGGAUGUUGCUGAUUGAUUUGUGCAUCCUCAUAUGCUGGCAGAUCGUGGAUCCCCUGAAAAGAACUGUGGAAGAGUACAGCUUGGAGGCGGAUCCUCAGGGACGAGACAUUGCAAUCCGGCCCUUCCUGGAGCACUGCGAGAACACGCACAUGACCAUUUGGCUAGGGAUUGUCUAUGCCUACAAAGGCCUCCUUAUGCUCUUCGGAUGUUUCUUGGCCUGGGAGACCAGAAACGUGAGCAUUCCAGCCCUGAACGACAGCAAGUACAUUGGUAUGAGUGUGUAUAAUGUGGGCAUCAUGUGUAUCAUUGGAGCAGCGGUGUCCUUCCUGACCCGGGAUCAGCCUAAUGUGCAGUUCUGCAUCGUGGCACUGGUCAUCAUCUUCUGCAGCACCAUCACGCUGUGUCUGGUUUUUGUGCCAAAAUUUGUCACAAUGCGCACAAACCCGGAUGCUGCCACACAGAACCGGAGGUUAAAGUUCACCCAAAACCAGAAGAAGGAAGAUUCCAAGACGUCCACCUCAGUAACCAGUGUAAACCAGGCCAACACUUGCCGUCUUGACGGAUUGCAGUCAGACAACCACCGCCUCCGAAUGAAAAUUACAGAGCUGGAUAAGGAACUGGAAGAGGUUACCAUGCAACUCCAGGACACUCCAGAAAAGACUCCAUACAUUAAACAAAACCACUACCAAGAUGUCAACAAUAUCCUGAGCAUACGCAACUUCACUGACGGCAAAGAUGGAGAGAAAUCUCUGAAGAACCACUUAGAGCAGAAACCCCAGGCUCAGUGGGGAUCCAUGGAUCCUUCAAGGAUAAGCAGAGGUCAACUAGAAGACAUCAACUCACCAGAACACAUACAGCGCAGGCUGUCCCUGCAGCUGCCUAUCCUGCAUCACGCCUAUCUGCCCUCCAUAGGAGGGGUGGACGCGAGCUGCAGCAGUCCCACGAGCAGCCCGGCCUCCAGCCCACACCACAGACACAUGCCCCCCUCCUACAGGGUCAUGGUGUCCGGCCUGUGAGGACCACCGCCUGCCCUGCACUCCGAGGAAGCGAUCAGCUUUUUUAUUUUAAGACAGACUGAGCAAUAUCAGCGGUUAACAGAAGCGUGUGAGCGACCCAGGGGGUUCCAACUCUUCAUGCAUUCGUGACCCCCCCCCUCCCACCAUCCAUGGCCACAUCAGAACAGAACUGAUCUUUCAGGCUAGGAGGGAGGUGACCGGAGGUCCUCACAUGGCAACCCAACCCAGACUCCCAUCCUCUCGGUCCUGUCACCUCCCGUUCCUAACUAGAUGGACUCAAUGCCCCCUAAAACAGCAGUGCGGCUCAACGCAGGACAGGAGCUAAAGCCUUACCUGAAUAAAAGAGACGCUUCCACCAGCAGCCUUUCCACGAUAUCCGUGCACAUCGGUUCUGCUGGAACUUGCGGGAAAUGUGCAGCAUAUGUGACCGAGGACUCCACCUCUUUAUUCACCACAUCAACAGCCAUGUAAAUACCAUAUUCGAACAUCAAAGUGAGCUUUGAGUAUGCUGUGAAAUGAAUUGUUCUGAUGAUGCCUGGUGCUCGGAGAACUUUACAAAGUCAACGAACCAGGAAGAGACAUGUACGCUGUUGCAACGGGUAUGAAUUUGUUGUAUUGCUUCAGUGUCCCAAUGAUGUGAAAAAGUGGUUAAUGGUAAAGAAGACUAUUAGCAUCUCAAUUUUUUCUAAAACAACAAGGGAGUGUUUGAGGGUAACGUGGGCCAACUCACCUGGAUAGAUGUGUACCGCACAUUGUUUUUCUUUAAAAACAGCUAGCAUCAUGUAGGCCUGUCAAGGUAUCGAAAGUACUACUUUGAUUUAUCGUAAGUAAUGUCACGUAAGAGGUUGCACUCGUGCAUCCUCAAAGAGCCACAGGUCCAGCCAAGAGGUACAGAGACAAAAUGGGCGUUUUUAGAGGGUCAGUCUUCCAUUACAGCCGAGCGAGUUGAUCCUGCAUAUCGGGACUGAAACACGCAGAUGCAGCCCUAUGCUUGGGAUGUACGAUAGCCGUCACGUGACCGGCUGUUACAGAACAAGAAGACUCACAAAUUGCGAUAAUAACAGGGAAGGGGUACUCCACGCGGAGCAAAACCAAAAUAUCCUCACAGAAAGCUGCGAGGUUACACAAAAGAAAUGGUCCACACAGCAAGACAAAAGAACGAUAUUGUAUUAAACAGCAGGACUGAAAAAUUAGCACAAGUGUAAUUAACUUAAUAAGAGCAAGUCACGUAUGAACAAAGCCUCAUUUUGACUUUGCGGAGCGGUCUCUUAGUUUACCCGCCCUCUGUUUAUUUCUUGCCUUUUUUGUUUGUUUUUGUUGAUUAAAAACCCAACAUGUUUGUGAAUCCUCUAUGGUUGUAGCUUGGGGUAAAAGGGCUUGGGUGGAGGGCACACGUUUGCCCGUUCCAGGGGAGAAAUGGCAGAAAGGUCCGCAGUCCCUAGUAUCAAAGUGACAUUGUGAAAUACAUCAUCUAGCUCUUAGCAACAGUGAAAUGACCUCAUAGUUGCUUUAGAAAUGUUACGGUGUACAGUUAACUUUGCACAAUGUCUUACAGAAAUAGGGAACAUCAGCUAGAGCUGGUGGAAAUAUGAAUUAUUGGAAAUAAGCUACGUUUCAUCCAUAUUAAAGGCAAGAGUUUGUUUCUGCUGAUAUCUCACCGUCUGUGUCUUGGUUAUAGUUUCUGUCAGAUUUGUUACUGUAACGUGUGUGUCUUACUGGAGCCUGAUGGACCGAAUUGUGUCAACUGGGUGACAGAAACAGUGACUGCACAUAUGAUCCAUAUGAAGCCAAUGCAUCGAGAAUUUCUUUAACUUGUGAAUUCCUUCCGUAUGUCUGUUAUCUAGUGAUAACGCAAUAUUCAUGGAUAUAUAGUUUAAACUUUUGGUGAAUGCAGGAGGAGAUUGAAAAACAACAGAGGUGCAUUUACUAACAGCAGUUGUCAUAGUACCGCACGCUCACUAAUAAAUCCCGAUAACAAAGACCUUUAAAUACAACACAAACAGAUACGCAAAAAUCCCACAAUGCCACGGCAGACUGUCUUAGUACGACGGCCACAACCUAGACUGACUACUAAUUUCAAAUGCACAAUGAGUUUUUCAGUACAGGGUGGCAAUUGUCUACAUUUUGACUACAAUCAGCUCUUAUUUCCAAGUUCAUUUGAACAUUGUUUAUUCUUCAAUGUUUUUAUAUGUUGUUUGGCAUGUUCAGCAGUCAGUAUCCAACAAUAUGAAACGUCUUUGUCACACGUGAACACCACAUUUCAUGUCCAAUAUUAGAGUAAAAAAUAAAUACAAAUUUAAAGAUCAACACCACAGAAAAUGAUGUAUAUUGUACAUGAAAAAUCAAGAUAUCCAGUUUAUAAGCAUACUGACUUUAUAUGUUCAUUGUUUCUCAUUGCCCCUUAACCUCCUGUUAGAAUGUAUGGUAAUGAUCUACAAUAAUGUUAAUUAAUAUAUCAUUAACAAUCAUAUGAUGCUUAAGAUUAAUUCAUUCACAUUGAAAAAAAACUGUAUAUGUACUGACAUCAUUUGAUGAUCUGUCUUGUAUAAUGUCCUUAAAAGUUUGUAACAUAAUCAUAAAUGUAUACGUUUAUGGAGAGAUAGAGGGUAAUAAGCAACAAUGAAAAUGAAGAGUUAGAAUUCAGCUCAGAGAAUCAGUAGAAGUAAAAGGGCUAGCUCAUAUUUACAUAUUGUAUUUAAUUUACAAACGUACAUACAGUAUAUGGCAUAACUGACAUGUAUUACAUUGCAACCUUUUACAAACAGAUUCAAUAAACGCAUUAUUUCAUACAACUUAACGUCAUCAAAUAGGCAGAUACCGAAAUCCACUGGUCACACUUGAUCUACGAAGCUGCGGAUUACUGUGGUUUUAAACUUCCAGGCAUAAACACGGACUUUAGGAAAAUAAUCAUCAUCAUCAUCCAAAGGAGCAACUCAAAUAUCUAUUUUAAAGAAGUGUCUUUUAGACUGAGUUCAAGUGAAUGGGAUGUUUACAAGUUAUCUGCUCAAGGAGAGGGCAUGAUCAUUACUUUUAAAUCAUAAUGAAGACCAUAAUAUUAAUUAGUCCAGCCUACAUAAGCCUGAUGAAAUGUAAUUAUUAACAAGAGAUUAUCAAGAGAUUAUAAAAACUUUAUUCAGAGCAGUCAUAUGGUAAAUUAUGUAUACAUAUAGAAUGUAUGAGAUUUAUAAAAAAAAAUACUUAUUUUUUAAUCUUUCAUGCAUGGUAUCCUAUGCAUACAUUAUAGAUUUAAUCUUGGAAAUAAUUUUACUCAAUCAUGUCUGACAAAUGCACAAAAUGAUUAUGAAAGUGGUAAUAAGCUCAUUCUAACUGUGUAGAUAAGUAUAUUUACAGUAUGUUUUUGAUGGUGCAUUAAGCUGGAAGGCAGAAUCAUAUCUGAAAUAUGUUUUACACUACCUGUACUUUUGAUGUAUAGUUACGACACUAAUGUUGACAUUGCACAGGAACACAUCAGUCAUGGGGAUCAUGCUCCUCAGUACAAUCCUAACUUCUUUCUUACACUUUGUGUACUAAAGUGUACUAAAAACAAAUGGGAAGACAUUCAGAGUGUGCCAUGCACCACAUACUGGAAAGGUAAACACUGGUCCGUCUAUGUGUUCAUGUCAUUACUGUUGGUUAUGGGAAAAGUGAAUUUAUGACGUAGUCUCAUUUUAAGGAAAUCACAAGAAAAACACAAAAACUGAAUAAAGAUCAAGGUAGUGCUUCAUAUGAUGUUCAUCAUAUGAAAUAAUUUUACUCAAUCAUGUCUGACAAAUGCACAAAAUGAUUAUGAAAGUGGUAAUAAGCUCAUUCUAACUGUGUAGAUAAGUAUAUUUACAGUAUGUUUUUGAUGGUGCAUUAAGCUGGAAGGCAGAAUCAUAUCUGAAAUAUGUUUUACACUACCUGUACUUUUGAUGUAUAGUUACGACACUAAUGUUGACAUUGCACAGGAACACAUCAGUCAUGGGGAUCAUGCUCCUCAGUACAAUCCUAAAUUCUUUCUUACACUUUGUGUACUAAAGUGUACUAAAAACAAAUGGGAAGACAUUCAGAGUGUGCCAUGCACCACAUACUGGAAAGGUAAACACUGGUCCGUCUAUGUGUUCAUGUCAUUACUGUUGGUUAUGGGAAAAGUGAAUUUAUGACGUAGUCUCAUUUUAAGGAAAUCACAAGAAAAACACAAAAACUGAAUAAAGAUCAAGGUAGUGCUUCAUAUGAUGUUCUAUUAUGUUGAUUCAAAUCACUCUGUGUGCAUGUGUUUGUGAGCCAAGCGAGACAUAAGGUUAAUCCUCUAACAAGUUGCUUUUGAAAAUGUAUCAUGGUCUGUGGAAUGCAAAUCUGGUUGUUUAGGACCGUCUUGGCAAUAACCUUUGGAAAUGAAGUCAAGUGCUGAUUUGUUGGACAUUUAAAUCCGUGACGUCAACUAAAAACUGAAAAAAAUCUAAAUGUUGUGUUCUUCUAUAGCAAGAAAACACUCAUUUGUGCAAUGAGAUUCAUGAAUACAGACUACAAGAUUUGGGAAAACUGUUGGGCUGGACUCGAUGCGUAUUCUGGUGUGAACUGGUCUAUCUUUGCAUCAUGUAACAAACAAUAGCAAGGCCUUGUCAUCACCCCAGGAGAAUGAACAACCACUCAUAAUGUAUAUAAUGUAAACAAACUUAUUUUUUCUGUAGAGGUAUAAUACAAUGAUAGUGGGGGAUGUUACAAAAAAAAAGACAGAAUGUUAGCAGUGAGCGUGUAUGUCUGUUUGCCACUGUGUGAAAACGUGCUGUCUACAAGUUUACACAUCACUAUACAAGCUAUUUAUUCUGUGCUGGAAGACUUACUGCUCUUUCUUUUUUUUUUUUUUUUUGGUCUUUUUGCUUUAUUUUAUUUUGUUUCUUGAAGUUUUCAUCUCUUUUGAGUUCACAAAACUCAUCACUGCCCAUCAAAAACAAAAAAAAGAGGAACUCCACAACUGUGUUGUUUUUCUAUACAGUGCUUUUUGGAAGUGUACACUUGUGUGCUCCACUGCUGUAUCGUCCCGUGUGUCUGCACUGGCACACACACAGACACACAGGAGCCCUUGAACAAAUCAAAGUGGAUGUGUUCAUUUCAUAUUUCUUGUACCCUUAAACUGCAUGGAAAUCAUAACAUUUUUAAUAAAUUAUUGCAAAAAAAAAAUUUGUUUUAUUAAUAAAAUAAUUAAAAUUA
Molecule: messenger RNA, 8683 nt
Organism: Carassius gibelio (silver crucian carp)
Lineage: Eukaryota; Metazoa; Chordata; Actinopteri; Cypriniformes; Cyprinidae
Product: gamma-aminobutyric acid type B receptor subunit 2-like
Exons: 19
Coding region: 686-3493 (935 amino acids)
Biological process (GO): gamma-aminobutyric acid signaling pathway; G protein-coupled receptor signaling pathway
Cellular component (GO): G protein-coupled receptor heterodimeric complex; membrane
Molecular function (GO): G protein-coupled GABA receptor activity
Source: RefSeq, a predicted model, not a curated record